AGUGUAGCUCGGAGGAAGUAUAGAGGUAGCACUAAUGAGGAUGAGAAGUUCCAUGUCAUAGUCCUCCUGUCACACACUGCCUCCUAUUGGUGUGUAUUCUGUCACACGUGAUGGGAAGGUCACUUCUUUCAUUCUGCAACCACAGAUUAACAAAUGUACGGGAUCUGACAAGAUCAGCUCCUCUUCAAUGGAAAGGAUAAGGCUCUGUUUUAUUGUAGCUAUUAUCGGGAUGGGAAUUUUCUGCUCCAUUGCAUGGGUAUCCGCAGGCCUGGAGGACAGGUAUAAUUUACAGUCAACUUCAGGUAAAGAAUUAUCUUGGAGUUAUGGGUAUCCUGACAUCCACAACACGGAACAAGAUUUACAGUUCCACCAUACAGGGCUGCAAAAGGAAUUAUAUUACAACAUAAUAACAAAGGAGACAAUGACCAAGGGAGUGAACCAUGAAAAUAACGUGCAUGCCAGGAACACUGUCAAUGUCACCAUAGACGGCACAACUUGUGUGCUUUUUGGAUUUAAGAGAAUAAUAAUUAGAUUCAAGAAACAGACUCAACUGGAUCUGACAAAUACGAACUUAAGCUUGUAUGAUUCUGUGGACAUGGAGGACUCGAGCUGUAAUGAAGAAAAUACCACACUUUCAUUGACAUUUCAUAAGGCUGCACAUAUGAGAGGACUUACUUUAAGUAAAGUCCCUUUGGUUAAGUGCAAAUCUGUGUGCGUUCUAUCUGUCAUCCUGUGGGUCCAGUGCAACACAAGACUUUUACUGGUGAAAAAUUACUACAAACUUACAGUCCAAAAUUGGUAUCAAUUGCAAAGCAUUCAGAUCCUCUUCAACCAUAGUGUGCAAGCGACAUUCAACAGCAUCAAAAUAUUUGCUCCAAUCAGCUAUUCUUACCACUGUCAGCAUGUGAGCAGCCUACAGAAAUACGAUUCUCUGUUAUUUCCCAGCUCUGAAGAUAACAGCUCGGCACUCUGGGAUGUCACCUUCCUGGAUUUUCAGAUACAAGGAUUUCACAUUGAAGAAGGAGAGUUUUCCUAUGCCAAAGACUGUACAACGUACUUUUCUCCAGCUAUUCUUAUGGGCCUAGUCAUGUCACUCAUCCUUCUAUUAGUCCUUGCUUAUGCUCUCCACAUGCUGAUCCAUCUAAAAUCUAUGGACAGACAUUACCAGAGGAAAUGUUCUGCCACCUAUUUCCCUAAAACAAAAGACAAUUGUAUGGAAGACGAGAGGGAGCCCCUCAGAGGCUGUGGACAAGAGUUCUAUGAACUAAGACAGCCCGAGUACUGUAGACUAAGCAUUCAGCAGUGUGCAUCUGUUUCCCAUUAGCUCCAUAAUUGACCAUUGUUUCCCUUUGUGUAUUUCUGUUAUUUUCAUUUCACAUUAAACACAGUUUCCAAGAAAUGACUCCCCCCGAUAAAGGCAUUAUAAAAUAAACUCUUGUGCAACACAGAUCCUCCAGAGACCCGCGACCCUAGAGCACUCUUGUGAAACUGCAGAGCGUUCUGUCACCAAAACAUGUUGAAUAAUUGUUGGCCAAUGUAUGUAGUGGAUGUGUUAGGCUGUGAGUCAUUAACAGUAAAGGUAAUCAAGUCUGACAAA
Messenger RNA from Rana temporaria (common frog), 1597 nucleotides. It is a transcript of the gene ATP6AP1L, whose product is annotated as ATPase H+ transporting accessory protein 1 like. The record is from RefSeq and is a predicted model, not a curated record. Gene Ontology annotation, cellular component: proton-transporting V-type ATPase complex. Bases 188 to 1324 code for a protein of 378 amino acids. The transcript is spliced from 8 exons. NCBI's taxonomy places the organism in Eukaryota, Metazoa, Chordata, Amphibia, Anura, Ranidae.